GUGAUUAAGGCAUUCCAAAACGCUUUUAAAAUCCCCGAAUUGCGGAAACGUCUUAUUUUUACAGGGUUGCUCUUGAUUGUUUACCGACUUGGUGCCCACAUUACGCUUCCCGGUAUCGACGAUGUAGCACUUGAGGCGUUUUUUGAACAACUCAUGGAGCGUGGGGGCAAUGUCAUUGGGUUCAUCGAUCUGUUUUCCGGGGGCGCAUUUAGUCAAAUGACGAUUUUCGCACUCGGUAUACAACCGUAUAUUAGUGCCUCAAUCAUUAUGCAGCUCCUCGCUGUCAUCGUCCCUUCUUUGGAGAAACUCUCAAAAGAACCUGAUGGCAGAAAGAAAAUUACGCAGUACACACGAUACGGAACUGUUAUACUCAGUAUCAUCCAAGGUAUAACGAUCAGUAUCGUCUUGCGGAAUCCAGAGAACAUUACCGGACAAGCAGGCGAGAUCGUCAGGGAUCCUAACUUAUGGUGGCAUUUUCUCGUAGUCGUGACACUCACAGCGGGUACCUCCUUCGUUAUGUGGCUUGGUGAGCAAAUCACGGAGCGCGGUAUUGGACAAGGCAUCUCGUUAAUCAUUACAGUUGGGAUUAUUGCUGGCUUACCUGGUGGUGUCACUACUGUUUUAAGCAAUUUAGUGACAAGACCAGAAUUUGGCAUCCUACAACUCGUGAUGCUCGUCGGGCUCAUUGUUAUAGCCGUCUCCGUCCGGAAGAUUCCAGUACAAUACGGUAGACAGAUUCGCGGGCGUAGAGUGAUUGGCGGGCAAUCAACACAUCUGCCGCUCAGAGUUAACGCCGCUGGCAUGAUUCCGAUCAUCUUUGCUAUUACACUUAUUCAGUUCCCGCCGACUGUUCUUGACUUUCUUCCACGAGACUGGGGAUGGGUAACAGGCGCGAAAGCACUGAUUGAUACGGGUACACCGUUGUGGCUUACCUUUUAUGCGUUGUUAAUCAUCGGCUUCACCUAUUUUUACACAGCCGUGCAAAUUAACCCUAUCCAAAUGGCAGAGGACUUACAGAAAUACGGCGGUUUUAUCCCCGGUAUCCGUGCUGGAAAACAGACUGCUGAUUAUAUCAAUACGACUCUCACACGGAUCACGCUGCCGGGCGCAAUCUUUCUUGCCGCUAUCGCUGUGAUUCCUAUUAUGAUCACAGGUUACCUCCAAAUCGGUAGUAUGGUAGACGGUGCCUCUAUUUUGAUUGUGGUCGGUGUGGUACUCGAUACAAUGUCACAAAUUGAAUCCUAUUUGACCGUCCGCCAUUAUGAAGGAUUCUUAAAAGAUCGUAAACUCAAGGGCAGACGGCGUUAA
Geodia barretti is the source of this 1308-nucleotide messenger RNA. The record is from the annotation of a GenBank genome assembly. Lineage: Eukaryota; Metazoa; Porifera; Demospongiae; Tetractinellida; Geodiidae.